This is a messenger RNA of Penicillium crustosum, 3237 nucleotides long. RefSeq lists its product as uncharacterized. The record is from RefSeq and is a predicted model, not a curated record. Bases 1 to 3237 code for a protein of 1078 amino acids. Lineage: Eukaryota; Fungi; Ascomycota; Eurotiomycetes; Eurotiales; Aspergillaceae. Gene Ontology annotation, cellular component: cytoplasm. The transcript is spliced from 3 exons. Gene Ontology annotation, biological process: protein phosphorylation. Gene Ontology annotation, molecular function: protein serine/threonine kinase activity; ATP binding.
AUGGAGGCUAUCGAGGACGAUGAACCAAUAUUUCAACUUGCUGUUGAAUGUGAAAGCUUAUUUACAGAACAUAUCUCAAGGCUAAAUGACGACGACGAGCCAAAUGGCGCAACGAUGCUUUCGGAGCUAAACCAGCGAUUCGCGGCUUGGGCGGCCUUUCUAGGUGUCUUUGCGGAAUCGAAAAUGUCUUUCGAUCACAGGCUUCGGCACCAUGCCGAAAUUCAAGAUCAGGUGCUCCGUCUACUGGACGUCAUGCAGAGAAACUUGACCUACUUAUUUAACCCAGAUCACUCUCCAGAACCCUUGGAAGGCCAGUCAUCCGAUGUGCACCAAGACCUCCGCGUUAGUAUUUCCAGCCUGCAAGCAAUCUCUGGAGCCAUCGAACGACUCAACCAUCUCGAAAUAGCCAUCCGACGGUCAUCAGUGACGGGUCAAACAACAAAGACCAGAAAGUUCGCAGAAACAUUUGACUUCACCUCAUUCGAGCAGGUCGCAUAUAUAUCCCUCAGAUCACUCUAUACCGACGCCAACGAGGGCCUCCUCGAACAGCUCACUCGGUGCAUGACGGAAACAUACGCCCGGUUCCUUCUUCGCAAAUCUCGCCAGGAACGACUUCAAGUCCCACGAGCACAACCCCAAUCAUCCAAAGAAAGUUUGACCUGCGACUGGUGCUUUACGCCCCUCCCAGUUGAUUCAUUGGGAGCAAUCAAAUGGCGACACCAUAUGGAUGAAGACCAUGAGCCUUACGUUUGCAUAUCAGAGAAGUGCUCCGAAUCAUGGCCAAGAUUUGCGACCUCGACACAAUGGUUCCAGCACAUGCUUACAACUCACGGUCAAAGCUGGCACCGGGAAGUACACGUACCGUCGUCAUGGGUUUGCCCCUUGUGUACGGAGGGAGAUGCUAGUUUUUCCAAGCCGAUCGACCUUACCGCACACCUUCGCAAUUUUCAUGAAGGCACUUUUACGGAGUCACAAAUUCAGGCCAUUGUGCGGCAGAGUCGGUUUCGGUUCCCUCGUUCGCAAGAUAUGUGCCCUCUCUGUUGUCUUUUCAUAACGGACCAGCAUGCUCCUUUCUCCAAGGAAACAGACAAUGGCAAUAGAGAGUCAUCUUCCAAGAAGCCGCACACGGCAAAACUGCGAGGUAGCCACGAGCACAACAAGCCAGAGACCGGCUGUGCACAGUCGGAUCAGAACAGUAGAGACGGUCUUGAAACGACAACAAAGCAUCAAAAACCAAGAACUACAGUUGACCCAUGCUCGAGAAACCCCGUCAGCGUGGAAGUGAUUGCCAGCCAUAUAGCUGCACAUCUCCAGGGUGUCAUGCUUCUUACGCUGCGUUUGAUAUCUAUAGAUGUCGUAAUGGACGGUUCAGGAGAUGAUCAGAGCGCGUCAGGUGCAACCAACCAUCGGUCGUCGUGGGUCGGCUCGGGUAAGAGAUACGCCGAUCAGGAAAUUAGCAAUAUGGAGGACUCUUCACUACAAGGAGAUGGUGACAUUGAAAUUGACGAUAUCCCUCCUCCGGAAGACAUAGUUCCGGAUUCUGAGUACAUUGAUUGGCACGGUGUCCCCCGCUAUUUUGAAGCUUCCCUAGACAACCUCCUUCUAGAGGCAGUUACGUCAGGGACUGAUGACACAUACGACAACUUUUGCAAAGAUAUAUACAUGCAGAUAUACAUGAGGCUAGAGAGGAGAGAUAACAUGAAACUUCGCUUUUUGCCCAGGGGAAGCGCCCAGAAGACACUACAUCGCGGCAAUAUGCUGCGCUUCUUCCGGAGCAUUAUCUUGCCUAAGCACACAGCGAUGGACCAGUUCCAACUUGCUGAAGAAGAUUUUGUCAAAAGGAUAGAUGAAAGGGAGCUGUAUGAAUUUCUUGCCAUUCUGAUAUUUGCAAGUUGCAAUAUCAAGGCAGCCCGCACUUUUACCACUAAGCUCGUGGCUAAGGAUGUAUGGCCAGUGCUAGGCAGAAGUGGAAGGGCAAUUUCUUCCCUGCCAGCUGGCCGUGAAGAGCUUAUGGAAUUAUUUAGCGAUAAAGUCUCCACGGACCAGUUCAUCACGAAGCAGGCGUGCCUCUACCCCGUGGUGAUUCGCAGAGGGGAGGAAGUUCAGAUCCAAACCACCGAAGAGCAGCAUCUACCUUAUUUGGAGGAGCAGUUGCUUGAACGUGGGGCCAUAUGCGGUUUAUACAAAGUCAGGAUUGCCAAGGGCCACUUCUAUGAUGCUAAAACCAGAUCAGCAAACCUCGAGGCCGUGGAAGUGGUGCGCAAAGAUCACAUCAUCGACCGUAGGUUUCCCGCAAAAAGGUGCCACCAGCUCAUGGAGAUCCUCGCGUUCUCUGGUCGACGCUGCAACAACAUUAUCCAAGUCUAUGGCAGCCUUAGGGUCAACUCAACGUGCAGUCUAUUCAUGCCCCUCGCCAUCUGUGACCUCUGGACCUACAUGAUGGAGCCCACAAGCAGACCCUAUACCACCAUGCAGAAGGCAGAUAUUAUCUCCUCUGCAGUGGGACUUACACAUGGGCUAGACUUUCUCCAUAAUGGGAUGAAAAGCUCUAAUAUGAUCUGUUACCACAUGAACAUCAGGCCCAGAAAUAUCCUAAUCUUCCGAGGGGCACAGAGCGGGAGAACACGUUACAUCUGGAAGCUAAGCGAUUUCUACCUGUCACAUGUAGUGACCCCACAUCUUGGGAAGGGCGGCAAGGCUGGGGAAGGCUCCAACUGGUCCGACGAUGGCGAGCUAGUUCUUAAUCGUCAAGUAGAAGGAUCCUACUUGGGGCCUGAAUCACUCUCUUUGACUCCAAGCAUGACGGCAAAGAGUGAUGUCUGGUCCCUGGGGUGUGUCAUCAGCAUUGUCUUUGCAUAUCUAGAGGGUGGUGGUGAAGGGGUGACUCAAUACGGAGAGACAAGGUCACGGCACCAUGCUUCAGAUGGCUACAGUCGUUUUUUUGUUCGUGGCAAAGGACUUACGCCUUUUGAAAUUAAUCCAGAGGUCACAUCAUGGCACACGAAUCUCAUUGAUAAAGCACAUCAACGAGAUCCCCGUGAAGGAGAAGGGGCGGAGUUUAUGUUGAGGUAUCUUGAGAAUAGGGUAUUUGAGCCUACUCAGGCCAAACGGGAUGGCGCCUUGGGAGUGGGGGAUCACCUGUAUGCAACUUUCAGAAGGUAUUCUAUCUCGACCGAAAGCCCUGCCAGGUCAUUUCGGCCAGAUCCGCGAUCAAGGGCGACGGGUAGUCUACGAUAG